UAAUUUACCUUUUUGAUGGAUAAAAUUCUGUCUCGUAACAAAACUCACAGGAAUCUGUUAAAAAAACAAUUUGAGAAUGUAUUUAGGGAUCGCCACUUAAGUAAGAACGACGAGGAAUGCGGUGAAAUCAAGUCUAUCGAACUACUUUCUCAACCGCUUCCAAAUUUAGCGAAACAAAGUAAGUCGAGCCCCGAGCAGUACGCCAAGUCCCUGGACAACAUCGGCAAUAACCAGUCUACGACGAAACAAGCGCACGAGAGACAUUCAAUGGGAAAACCGGUCUUGUCGGUACUUUCUGAUCCUGUUAUCGGUCCUUGCUCCUCCGCCACUAAUCAGCAUUCAACACAAGACGCGAUUAUGGAGGAAAAUGCCAGAAUGCGGAAAGCCAUCAACGAUGCAGUAUUGGCUCUUACCCGGAAAAUUCACGCUCCAUCAGAACAGACUGAAAAUGUCUUUUUAAUGUUCAACAUGCUGAAGGAAUCUGAGAGAAAACUAAUCAAACAACGUCGGGAUUUGGAGGCUAUGGCAAUCAAGAUGAGAACUCGAGAAUCCCAGUGGAGUGCGGAGCGACUGGCCUUUGAAGAGAAGGAACAAGUCAGUAAACAAAUGAUUUUAACCUUGCAAGAAGAGAAUUACAAGCUACGGAAAUCACUUUGUCUCGACACCUCGCAAUUAGAUUAAGUAAAGGAGUAUCAAGUCAUCUUUUAGAAUCUGACCUUUUAUGGUUCGUCGACUGGUUCGUUUGCAUUAAAGAAGCCCCAAAACAAAUUUCCAAAUGAAACUGUAUUUCUUUUUCGCCUUGUGAAACCAUUUUUAGCCAAAAGUACAUCUGUCUUUGAGUCUAUCUGUUCCAUAAAAGAAGUAGCCUUGUUUUAGAAAGCGAUUGUUCAUCCAAAUACAGAGAUACAUCCCUAUGAAAAACACAAGUUUUCUGACAGUUGCAAUACACCAGCGAUUUUAAUGCGAAGAUUGGAGCCGACGUGGCCUUCUGCAUUGCAAUGCAGUUACGUAAAAGUUUAAAAAGGAAAGACGGGCAACUGAAGUGGCCUUUGAGGCUUUGAUAUACUAUAUAUAUUGAAAUGGGCAAAAAUUUUCUUAGUGCAUUUGAUGAAAUCUCCUCUCUUAAUGGAGAUGAUGUUGUUGUUUAACCUUACAACUCAUUAGCCCUACCGCAAUGUAAUGCUGACAGAAUCA
This is a messenger RNA of Daphnia pulicaria, 1194 nucleotides long. RefSeq lists its product as uncharacterized. The record is from RefSeq and is a predicted model, not a curated record. The transcript is spliced from 5 exons. Bases 16 to 681 code for a protein of 221 amino acids. NCBI's taxonomy places the organism in Eukaryota, Metazoa, Arthropoda, Branchiopoda, Diplostraca, Daphniidae.